AUGGCAAAUGAAAGUAUCACUGGUUUUGUUCAAAAUGUUUCACCAAUUCGAUCAGGACCAAAGAAGAACUUCUUUGACUUUCAAUUGCAAACUGAAAGUGACAAGUCGGUGAGAGCAAUAUGCUUUUCUCCUCCCAAACGAAAGCUGUUUGUUGAAUGCGAAAACGAUUCAACCCCUGUUAAAAUCUGCAAGUUUACACGUGACAACAAGGAAGAUUCCAGUGAUAUCUUGAUGGGUGACUACAUUGUCGUCAAAAAGUUGGAGACACAGGACGUUUCUUUUCCAAAGAAGGAUUUGAUUGCUGCUGACUUCAACUUAUCUAUGCUACAAACCAUUUCUCCUCAGCAGCUUGUCAGCUUGAAAGCCAAACUGUUGCACCUGCAGAAAGAACAAGUCAUAAACACCCCACAAGGAGUCCUAAAAAUGGCUGAAGGGUUGUUGGUGGAUGUACAAGGUUCAGCUAAGAUCACUUUCUGGGAAGAUGAUGUAAAAAAGGUUGUGGCUGGCAAGACGUACGAGUUUAAAAAUCUUAGAGUAAAGAAAGACAAACUGAAUGGAAAUCUCUACGUUAAUCCUGCAAAAGGAAUUGGAAGUAUUUUGCCAUGUGAAGAUUUUAAAUGUGAUCUUUUUAUACCUGACUAUGAUCCAAGCCAACUAAUGACAUGCACACUCAACAAAGCCGAGAUUGCUGGUGUUACUGAAGUGCGUCUUGAUUACUGUUGCUUCAAGUGCAACAGCCAUGUGGAAGAGAAGAAGAUCACCACAUGUGAGAAUGCAAGAUGUAAGCUCACACAAAGGCUGGAUAAGUGCAAAAAGAAAUGGUAUGCUAGAGCACUUGUCACUGAAGAUGAUGUGAAUGUUUACGUGGUCUUUCGUGAUGAUGUUCUGAUGAAAGCAUUGUCCCUGUCGGCAGCAAUACCUUCCAACCUUACAAAGGAAUUUAUUGUUGAGAAAUUGCUUCUACUUGAAACCAUUCAACUUACUUAUCAUAGUAGGUCGAAAUUGGUUGAAAGUCUGGAGCUAACUUGGUAG
Paramuricea clavata is the source of this 1032-nucleotide messenger RNA. The record is from the annotation of a GenBank genome assembly. NCBI's taxonomy places the organism in Eukaryota, Metazoa, Cnidaria, Anthozoa, Malacalcyonacea, Plexauridae.